Messenger RNA from Marchantia polymorpha subsp. ruderalis, 1841 nucleotides. Lineage: Eukaryota; Viridiplantae; Streptophyta; Marchantiopsida; Marchantiales; Marchantiaceae. The record is from the annotation of a GenBank genome assembly.
CCUGGACACGCGCCCGUUCUCAAGCCUUGAAAGAACACGUGGCACCGGCUUGGGAACUGUGUUGCAUGGUUGGUAAUCUACUCUGACCGGCAGGGGCUUUUGCGGACGACUGGUCGUCGUAGGUCACAAGAGUCUGGGGCCUUGGCAAGAUUUCCCGCCAAAGAGCGCACGAACAUUGGCGGGAACGAUCGACAGGGUCGCAAAGUCCCGAAGACGCUAGAGCAGUUCGCACCUAUUUCGAUUGUGAGUCGGGGCCAAGUAAGCACGUCGAAUCCUGAAGUCUCGAAAUCUGCCCACGAUAGUCGAUUGGAGAGGUGCUGGCAGAUGCAAAAAUGACGGAGGCUGUGGAUUGGUGACGUCAUCGUCUGGGUUCUUGAUCGCUCACUUUUUCACUCGGAUUACGACCCCGGACGAGGAAAUCAGGUCUCGGGUUUUAGGUGAUUGAUGGGUCUCGACAGUGUGUUCGGGAUUUGCAUGUUGAUCGUUAGCAGUCAACCGGGAAUUCAUGGACGGAAUAUGUUCGGGAACAGAGGACAGGAUCCUUUCAUAGUGACGGUCCCAAUCGAUCAAUUCGCCUCCUAAUAAAGGGACCCAAACUAUCAGGGUGGAGAUUUCGAAUGCCACUUAGUGAAAGGAAAUCAAGGCUCGGGUGGUGAGAAAUGCUCGACAGUAUUCGGCUUAGUGAUGGUGGAACUUAGGUCCAGUUUAGGAAAACAGAUCUCACAAUAGAACAGAUCGUUCUUGGUUUCUUGUGCCGAUCUAGCCCUUCAGCGCAGCUGCCCUUCAGCUUCAUUUGGAUCAUUCAUUGACGGUUCUAUCAAAUGCAGCUGGUGACCUUUGGUGGCCCUUGUUCUACCAUGAUGAUUAGAAGAAGCUUGGAAACCUGCACGUGCAUCCGUUUGUGUCGAACUGCCUUAUAACUUCCUAACUGAUUUUUUGGGGAUGUGAUUAUUGCUCUGUAUGUGAGGAGACGCGACGGCUUGACAUGAGGAGGUCUGGAGUUCGAGGAAAAGCUAAGGACUAGCUGUCGAGCCAAAACAAAGGGAACAGAGUGUCACCGGACAAUCAUGUCCACCAGGGAAAAGAAACACUGAAAGAGUAUUAUCUUUUUUGUGACCUUUGGAGAUCAGUGGAUUGAUGUAAAGGUGCUAUGGCCAGAAGGAAAACAAUUCCGCGGCGAAACCAACGUGACAACAGGCGUAAUGCAGGGGCAGCCCCAUCACCAGCAUCAGGUGGCCGAGCACCGCCAGGUAGGCGUAGGGCGAGACAGGGCACGGUCGCAUUGCGCGAGAUUCGUCAUUAUCAAAAGACAUUCGAACUGUUGUUAAGAGCCCUUCCAUUCGCCCGAUUGGUAAGGGAGAUUGGACAAAGUGUAUCGAAUAGAGUCACUCGUUGGACAGCUGAAGCCCUUGUAGCUCUUCAAGAAGCUGUAGAAGAUUACAUUGUCCAUCUGUUUGAGGAUACAAAUCUCUGUGCUAUACACGCUAAACGGGUGACAAUCAUGCCCAAGGAUUUGCACCUUGCAAGACGCAUUCGUGGUGUUAAUCAGUAGUAAGAUUAGAUUGUUCGGUAGCAAAUUAAUCGCCAGCUUUUGAUUCUGGUACUAGGUAGCGGUCUGGAAUUGAGACGAAUUGGACAUGCCUUAAAGGUAUGGGGGCAUCAGAUUUUCUUGUAAGCCUACUCAUUUCCGUUGUGUGCAGUCUUACUCACAGUUAGCAAUGCACACAUUCUGAAGACGUAUGUCACUCACGAAACCUAAAGAAUUACAUGGACCUCCACAGACGUCCAGUUCUUGCAACUUCCAGCGACACUUUCUAUAAUUGAAAGACCUUUUACACUGC